AUGAGUGCUCCACAGCUCUUCCAGAGCGCAGAUUUGACGGAAUUCUUAUUUCAGCUGCCGCUCCCCGAUUUUUCUCUUCGUUGUCAGAGGCUUCUCGGUUUUCUCCCGUACGAAAGGGAUGGCGUGGCUUCGUUACGUGCGUGGCUUCGUUACAAGGCGAGGCUGGAGGCUGCCCUCCAGGACGUCAUCGGUCAAGUUUUGCCGGAUGCAACGACAACAGCAUUUGAGUAUGAAGAUGAGGACGGUGAUCGGAUUACCGUUAGAAGCGAUGAAGAAAUGAAAGCCAUGCUAUCCUAUUAUUACUCCACUGUAAUGGAACAGCAAGUAAAUGGACAGUUAAUAGAGCCUCUACAGAUAUAUCCAAGAGCCUGCAAGCCUCCUGGGAAACGGAACAUACAUGGCCUGAAGGUAAAUACGCGAGCGGGGUCUGCUAAUAAUAGCAGUUCGGCGGUCUCGGAUUCCCUUCCAAGCAAUAGCUUAAAGAAGUCUUCUGCGGAGCUGAAGAAAAUACUUGCAAAUGGCCAGAUGAAUGAACAAGACAUACGGUAUCGAGACAUCCUCGGUCAUGGCAAUGGAGGCACAGUCUACAAGGCAUAUCAUGUCCCUAGUGGAAAAAUACUAGCAGUAAAGGUCAUACCCUUAGAUAUAACACUGGAACUCCAGAAGCAGAUAAUGUCAGAGUUAGAAAUUCUGUAUAAGUGCGACUCAUCGUAUAUCAUAGGAUUUUAUGGGGCUUUUUUUGUAGAAAACAGGAUUUCGUUGUGUACAGAGUUCAUGGAUGGGGGUUCUUUGGAUGUUUAUAGAAAAAUUCCAGAACACGUACUCGGAAGAAUAGCAGUAGCUGUUGUGAAAGGCCUUACCUAUUUAUGGAGUCUAAAGAUUUUACACAGAGAUGUGAAGCCCUCUAAUAUGUUGGUGAACACGCGAGGCCAGGUGAAGCUGUGCGACUUUGGGGUUAGCACGCAGCUGGUGAAUUCUAUAGCCAAGACGUAUGUUGGAACAAAUGCUUAUAUGGCGCCUGAGCGGAUUUCAGGAGAACAGUACGGAAUUCAUUCGGACGUUUGGAGUCUGGGGAUUUCCUUCAUGGAGCUUGCUCUUGGGAGGUUUCCAUAUCCUCAGAUUCAGAAAAACCAGGGAUCUUUAAUGCCUCUCCAGUUAUUGCAGUGCAUUGUUGAUGAGGAAUCACCCGUCCUUCCAGCCGGGGAGUUCUCUGAGCCAUUUGUACACUUCAUCACUCAAUGCAUGAAAAAGCAACCAAAGGAAAGGCCAGCACCUGAAGAUUUAAUGAAUUGCUGACCGCGAUAUCCUUUCUAAUUCCACGUCGUCCUGAAGUUUCUGAAGCCUCUGUUGUAAUUCUGAUGGGUAUCUCCGUGUUCACUGUCGGAGCGGGUGAUGCAGGUACGAUCAGUGAAGUCCUGGACUUGUCAAGGUCAGCUUACCGUUGAUUUAAAGGAGAGCAGGAUUUCACCUCGUUCAUUGGGUUGGGUUGGUUUUUUUAUUAUUUAGAAGAAAUGUACUGGCAAGGAUGAAAGGUGUAACACGUAAUAGUCGUUAGCUUCAGACGAAACGGUGGAGUGCAGGCUUUCUCCCCUAUGGACGUGAACCGUACUGGAAGUCACUAUUUUGUAACCAAUUUGGUAUAAUUAAAGACUGAAAGCAAAAUGAAGGGAGCAGAACAUCAAUCUUUUUCUACUCUCUUGAUAAUCGGUGAAUUGUUAAAUGCAUUUUAAGAGCCGACUAACAAUACCUGGAGUGCCAGAUUGGCAACUCCCGUGAAGUCACGGGGUUACAUCAGGGAUGGAUUUGCCCUGUCUAUCACCUUAGGAAGCCCUUUUUUGUAGAAGUCACUAUGCGC
Egretta garzetta (little egret) is the source of this 1855-nucleotide messenger RNA. RefSeq names its product mitogen-activated protein kinase kinase 5 (gene MAP2K5). Lineage: Eukaryota; Metazoa; Chordata; Aves; Pelecaniformes; Ardeidae. The record is from RefSeq and is a predicted model, not a curated record. The transcript has 23 exons. Bases 1 to 1296 code for a protein of 431 amino acids. Gene Ontology annotation, biological process: protein phosphorylation. Gene Ontology annotation, molecular function: ATP binding; protein binding; protein kinase activity.